AGAUUUGAACUACUGAAAGGAACAAAUAAUAUAAGGCCUUCAAUUUUGAAGCUAAUUUAUACAAAGAAAACCAUUUCCUACAAUGGCUGCAUGACACAGCUCUUUACCAUCCACUUCUUUGGGGGAAUUGAGAUCUUCAUCCUCGCAGGGAUGGCCUAUGACCGCUAUGUGGCCAUCUGCAAGCCCCUGCACUACACUGUCAUCAUGAGCAGAAGGAUAUGUGCGGUCAUUAUGGCUGCUUCAUGUGCUGGGGGUUUCAUGCACUCCUUUGGUCAGUUUAUACUUGCCGUUUUCUUGCCCUACUGUGGCCCUAAUGAAAUAGAUCACUACUUCUGUGACAUCUAUCCUUUGCUGAAACUGGCCUGUACUGAUACCAGCAAGAUUGGGCUCUUGGUCCUUGCCAAUUCUGGUUCGGUGAGUCUAGUGACAUUUGUGGUCCUGUUGACAUCUUAUGAUGUAAUCUUAUAUACUGUCAAGUCCUACUCCAGAGAAAGCCGUCUCAAAGCUCUUUCCACAUGCAGUUGGCAUAUUACAGUGGUAGUCCUGUUUUUUGCUCCUGUAGUAUUUAUUUACAUUCGUCCGCAAAGUACUUUCCCAGAAGAUAAAGUGUUUGCACUUUUUUAUACUAUCAUUGCUCCCAUGCUCAAUCCUCUGAUAUACACAUUGAGGAACAUGGAGAUGAAGAAUGCCAUGAAGAAGCUAUGGUCCCAAAUUAUGGGAAGAAGACGGAAUAGACUGAAAGACAUUUCUGCUUCUUAUCACAGAGCUUAUUGA
Molecule: messenger RNA, 774 nt
Organism: Chrysochloris asiatica (Cape golden mole)
Lineage: Eukaryota; Metazoa; Chordata; Mammalia; Afrosoricida; Chrysochloridae
Product: olfactory receptor 4P4-like
Exons: 2
Biological process (GO): G protein-coupled receptor signaling pathway
Cellular component (GO): membrane
Molecular function (GO): G protein-coupled receptor activity; olfactory receptor activity
Source: RefSeq, a predicted model, not a curated record